GAGGGUGAGCAGUUUUGCUGCUACCAAUGUGACUCUUGUCCAGAAGGGACUAUUUCUGAUCAGACAGAUGCUGCCCACUGUGACCUCUGCCCAGAAGACCGAUACCCCAAUCAGCACAAGGACCACUGCAUUGCCAAGAGGAUCCACUUCCUUGCCUAUCAAGACACCCUGGGAUACACUUUAUUAUGUCUCGCUCUUUUCCUCUCUAUGAUCACAUUGGCAGUGCUGGUGAUUUUCCUUAAACAUCACGAAACACCGAUUGUCAAGGCCAACAACCGAGAUCUCACCUACAUCCUCCUGGUCUCCUUAAUGCUCUGCUUCUUCUGCUCCUUCCUCUUCAUUGGUCGACCCAGAAAGCUCACCUGUCUCUUCCAACAAACUUCAUUUGCCAUCCUCUUUUCCCUUGCAGUUUCCUCCAUCUUGGCAAAAACGGUCACGGUGGUUCUGGCCUUCAUGGCCACCAAACCUGGGAACAAGACAAGGAAACUCUUAGGAAAACCACUGACCAACUCCAUUGUCUUAGGGUGUCCCCUGGUCCAAGCAGGCUUUUGUGCCACCUGGCUGGCAACCUCUCCUCCAUUUCCUAACGUGGACUUCCACUCUUUGAUAGGAGAGAUCAUCUUGGAAUGUAAUGAAGGCUCAGCUUCAAUGUUUUAUGCUGUCCUUGCCUAUCUGGGUGUUUUGGCCCUUGUCAGUUUCACAGUGGCUUUUCUGGCUAGGAAAUUGCCUGACAGCUUUAAUGAAGCCAAAUUCAUCACUUUUAGCAUGCUAGUCUUUUGCAGUGUUUGGAUCACUUUCCUCCCCAGCUAUCUGAGCACCAAGGGAAAGUCCAUGGUGGCUGUGGAGAUCUUCUCCAUUUUGGCCUCUGGAGCUGGUCUUUUGGUUUGUAUCUUUUCCCCCAAAUGCUACAUUAUCUUAUUGAGACCCGAUCUGAAUUGUAAAGAAAAUAUAAUGAAGCACAGAAAUCUCUAAUUUAUAUGGGAUUUGGGAAUUUUUAUUUUGGCUUGGGUGCAUUUUGACAGUUGUCCCCAGAGAAGACUUGGUAAUGAACAUGGAAAUCAACAUUGAGAUUAAAUAAGUGGCUAAGAGUUUCCACCUGUACAGUUUCUUCAUUUAUUUUUAUCAAAUCAGUUUUAAAAAAUGGGUUGGAUCCACUAUCAAUGUUUUUAAACAUGUUU
Pantherophis guttatus is the source of this 1178-nucleotide messenger RNA. The record is from RefSeq and is a predicted model, not a curated record. Lineage: Eukaryota; Metazoa; Chordata; Lepidosauria; Squamata; Colubridae.